CCGCGCCGGGUCGCCAUCUCCUACAGGAGCCGCCGGCAAGGGCGCUACGAGGAAGCUAUUUGGAGCGUUGCCGGAGAGGAGAAGUUGAAAUUACAGAUAUCCUGUCAAAAUGAUUUCUUCAAAGCCCAGACUUGUCGUACCCUAUGGCCUUAAGACUCUGCUCGAGGGACUUACCAGAGCCAUUCUCAAAACUAAGCCACCAAACAUCACCCAGUUUGCAGCAGUUUAUUUUAAAGAACUUAUUGUGUUUAGAGAAGGGAAUACUUCUCUGGAUAUAAAAGAUCUGAUUAAACGUUUUCAUCAGAUUAAAGUAGAGAAAUGGUCAGAUGGAACGGUACAAGAGAAGAAACCAGAAUGUGUAGAAGAACCAGAAAGAACAUCUGUAGUUUCUCUAGAACCUACCCGGAUAGAAAAAUCUACAGACACAGAGGAGGACAAUGUAACUGGACCACUAGUUAGUAACAAAACCACUCAGUUUCCGUCAAUUCAUGCUGAGCUUCCAGAGUCUGGGGAGACAACCGAAGCAGUCUGUGGUAAUUCCAAACCAACCACACCUAAGGUCAGCACCCCACCCUCAUCACCACUUCCAGCAGCUGUCUCACCAGAGUUUGCCUACGUCCCAGCCGACCCAUCUCAGUUUGCUGCUCAGAUGUUAGCAAUAGCAGCAAGCGCAGCAGGACAACCACCACCAUAUUCUAACAUGUGGACCCUUUAUUGUCUAACUGAUAUGAAUCAACAAAGUCGCCCAUCACCGCCACCUGAACCUGGGCCUUUCCCCCAAGCAACCCUCUAUUUAUCUAAUCCUAAGGAUCCACAGUUUCUGCAGCAUCCACCGAAAGUUACUUCUCCAACUUAUGUGAUGAUGGACGACGGCAAGACCAGUGCCCCACCUUUUAUUUUAGUUGGCUCAAAUGUCCAGGAAGCACAGGAAUGGAAACCUCUUCCUGGACAUGCUGUUGUUUCACAGUCAGGUGCCUUGAAGAGAUAUGCUGCAGUACAAGUACCCAUUGCUGUUCCUGCAGAUCAGAAAUUCCAGAAACAUAGCCCAAAUCCCCAGAAUGGUAGUCCUCCUACAAAUGGACAAGAUGCCCCCAGACCACAAAGCCCCAUUUUUCUUUCUGUUGCUUUCCCAGUAGAAGAUGUAGCCAAAAAAAGUUCAGGAUCUGGUGAUAAAUGUACUCCCUUUGGAAGUUACGGUAUUGCUGGAGAAAUUACCGUGACUACUGCCCAUGUUCGCAAAGCUGAAACAAAAACUGAUCCCGAAAAUGACGCUGUUUGAGUCAACGUUCGAUGUGGAGUCUGCCACCAAGCAUAAUCAAUAAAUUUUGUGCAAGCAUAAAACCUUGUAUUAUUUUUACAGAGGUAUAAAACCAAAGACCUUAAAUCUUUCCACACUGUUGAAGUGAUAGCAUUUUCUAACUUGUGUGUGUGUAUAUAUAUAUUUUAUAUCAUUCCUGCUCUUAACAGAUCUAGCCAAGUAUUCCUAUUUUAUAAUUCUGUAUUUGGCAUUCAGUGAAUUAAUAUGGUAGCACCUCUGUAUAAUACUGUAUUUACUCAGAUUAUUGAAUGUUAUCUACUUGCCACUGUGCAUGAUACGUGGCUGGAUAUUUGGCCCUGUGGACUUCGCACCACAAGGACUUCUUUGAAAACACUAAGUAGCAACAUUAGCAUACUUGAAAAUUUAAAAGACACCACACAUUUUUGGAACAUUCUAAUGCCUUUAUUUAGCAUCAGGUAGAUUAUUUCAUUAUAACACUUGUUAACUUCAAGACAGCAAUUAAAAUAAUUUACUGGUAGCUACCUAAGGCCCCUUGGAACAAUAUUUAGUUUGGGGUUUGGGUGGAUAAAUACCAUAAGAUUAAUGUGCCCCAAUUAAAGGGGCAAAGCUACUGUACAGUAGGUCUCCAUACAUAUUUUAAGUACAUAGUAUCUUGCAAACUGGAAAUGCACAAGACCUCCUUUUAUAUAGUUUGAUAUUUAUAAUACACGAGUGUAAUUUCUCUGGCAUUUGCCACUAGAAGUUGAGGCAUUUAAAAAGGUUUGUCAUUAUGUAAUAAUGAUGGUGAUUAAAAUCUCUUUCUAGGACAUUUUUAUGAAUUGCUAGAUUAAUUAUACAUAUUUUCAGUUCAAAUGUAGGAUUUAAACAUACUUUAAUGACAUUACAGAAAACUGUAAAAGCACUAAAGUAAAUGAAUACCUUUUCCAGUUUAAUUUUUUAGAAUUUUCAAAUCAGCAUUUCUUUUUGGAGGGAGGGAAGGUAUAAAACAGGAUUAUUAUGAAUAAUAGCCAUCUUAUCAAUACUUUACAAAAUGACAUAACCUCUGCAUUUGAGCACAUAAACAUUGUAUAGGAGAAUUCUAAACAUUUCAAAGUUACAUCUAAAACAUUCAAGCAUGACCAUCAUAAAAAUAUUCAAAAUAACUUGAUUUGAGAUUAUAUAAUUCCAUAAAGCUAAAGUUAUAGGUAUAAACCUUCAGUAAAUAUGGCAACAACCACAAAAAGCAUAUUCUCCAGCAGUUUCUUACUCUCUAUAAAAUAGUAUUCCAAAUAUGUUUGGAUAGCAAAAUUAUGCAUUCUUUCCUAAGACUUUCAUCACCAAUAUCACCUAUUCUAUUAUGCCCUAAUUCUAUUGGAUGAAAUACAAGUUAUCUCAUGAGCAGGGUUUUUUUUUUUUUUUAAAGG
This is a messenger RNA of Galeopterus variegatus (Sunda flying lemur), 2682 nucleotides long. RefSeq names its product calcium binding tyrosine-(Y)-phosphorylation regulated (gene CABYR). Gene Ontology annotation, biological process: sperm capacitation. Gene Ontology annotation, cellular component: sperm fibrous sheath; cytoplasm. Gene Ontology annotation, molecular function: calcium ion binding. The transcript is spliced from 6 exons. The record is from RefSeq and is a predicted model, not a curated record. Bases 110 to 1279 code for a protein of 389 amino acids. NCBI's taxonomy places the organism in Eukaryota, Metazoa, Chordata, Mammalia, Dermoptera, Cynocephalidae.